UAAAAAUCUCAUAGACAAUUAAUAAAAUAAUAAUUCUUUAACUUUUUCCUAAUUUAAUAUUUGAAAAAUAUAAUACACUUACAAUUUAUAGAUAUCACCACAGGCGACUAGACGUGACAUCUCUUCAUUCUGAUUUCCCCAUCUCCAUAUUCUCUAUCUUCCCGUCUCUGUUAAUCAUGUGUGAAUCACCAGAUAGAAACAGUGAUAAUAGCAGCAGCAACAUGCCCUCUAUUUCACUUUCAAAACCCUCCCCCACCUCCACAUAUUCUUUACCUGCGCCUUGUUCACCACCAUCUAGCAUAACCCCUAACCUGUCAGCAAAAAAUUCUAUGGAGGAAGUGUGGAAAGAUAUUGGCCUAGCUUCUCUAAAUGAUCAUCCUGCAGGCACUGUCAUCUCCACUUCAACCAAUAACCUUACCUUUCCUAGUAUGAUCCUUCUAGACUUUUUGGCUAGACCCAUCAACAAAGAACCUCCAACAAGAUCAGGUGUCUCCAAUGACACAUCCCUUGCUGAAGAAACAACCCUUUUUGGCUCUCUAGCAGCCACUCCUGGCAAAGUAUGGAGGUUGAAUUCUAAGUCUGAUUUCUUAUGCAUCGAAAGUGGUGAUCCUGUGAGGCCAAACCCAGCAGUCCAAGGUCGUAGCGGUGUUGCAACUCCAUCUUUUGGUUCUUCUGCAGUUUUCCCUUUUUUUUGCAAAAAAAGAGCUCAAGAAAAUAAUGACAAUUCCGACGACCCAAGGCAUAAGCGCAUGAUGAAGAACAGAGAGUCAGCUGCUCGGUCAAGAGCUAGAAAACAGGCGUACACUUAUCAGUUGGAGCAUGAAGUUACUCGUUUGCAGGAAGAAAAUGCUAAGCUUAGAAGGCAGCAAGAGAAGUUGUUGGCAGCUGAUUCAGAUCAUCUCCCAAAAAAGAAUACUCUCAGGAGAACUUUAACAGCUCCAUUUUGAGGAGUAAAGAACUAAGAAGGUAGCAAAGCAAUUUCUUCUUUGGUCUAUCUUUUCUUUUUGUUAUUAUCACAAGUUGACGUACUUGAUAAAUUGUCAUUAGAGGAAGUGAGGGACAGAGAAACAGAGAGAUGUUUGUAAAUGGGUUAGAAUAGGCCACGAUAGUUUGUUGAAUAGAUAUAUCUCGAGUGGUUGAUAAGAAAGGAAAAAAAGAUGCAAUGAGGAGAGGGCUAUUUUGGGAUCCCAAGCCGCAGGACCAAUGGAGGGUGUUUUGCUACUUUUUAUAUCCACUCCUUGCGUCAUUGUCACUUUUGUUUUUAUGCUUACUUUCUCUUCUACCAACGAUGACGAGAUGGUUCAAGUCGGAAUAAAACAACCAUGCCACCUGUUGGCUAUCAAUUAUCACCUCUC
Molecule: messenger RNA, 1355 nt
Organism: Durio zibethinus
Lineage: Eukaryota; Viridiplantae; Streptophyta; Magnoliopsida; Malvales; Malvaceae
Product: bZIP transcription factor 27-like
Biological process (GO): positive regulation of DNA-templated transcription
Cellular component (GO): nucleus
Molecular function (GO): DNA-binding transcription factor activity
Source: RefSeq, a predicted model, not a curated record